This is a messenger RNA of Cyprinodon variegatus (sheepshead minnow), 2717 nucleotides long. It is a transcript of the gene ikzf2, whose product is annotated as IKAROS family zinc finger 2. The record is from RefSeq and is a predicted model, not a curated record. Gene Ontology annotation, biological process: regulation of transcription by RNA polymerase II. Gene Ontology annotation, molecular function: DNA-binding transcription factor activity; RNA polymerase II cis-regulatory region sequence-specific DNA binding. Bases 340 to 1947 code for a protein of 535 amino acids. NCBI's taxonomy places the organism in Eukaryota, Metazoa, Chordata, Actinopteri, Cyprinodontiformes, Cyprinodontidae. The transcript has 9 exons.
CGCUCAUAAGCCGCGUCACUUUUUUUUUUUUUUGAAAAAAAAAACAAAAACGAUCUGCUGAAGUUGGGAGUUUAGUUGACUGUAGGACGGCGUCGGUGUCGCUUUUAAAGUGGAAAAGUCGACAGGGAGGAGGGGGCGCGCACUUUAGAGGCUCUCACACAGCGACAGUCACCUGUAGGAGACUGCAGAUGCGCACCUCGACUCCUUAAAUUUGCGCUGCCUUUUUGAACUUGAGCUGUAGAACAUAAUUUCCUUCUCUUUUUUUCCCACUGGAUUGUUACAUGUUUAUCUGGAGAAAAAGUUUGAAAUCUCACUGGAUAAAUUAGAACCUAUCAAGAGAUGGAAAUGGAAAGUUCCGAAGACUUUUCUGCAAGUAACAGCCAAUGCUCUUCCAGUAAGGAGGACUCAAGAAUGUUAGUGGAUAUGUCAUCACCUCAUGUACCAUCACAUCCCCAUGGUCCUAAUUCCCCAAAUGAAGUGGCCAUAAAGCAAGAGGAAGAUCUUGUGGAAAAUGGUGACAACAGCAGCUCGGCACCUGAAGAAAUGGGCCACACAGGAGAUGAAGGAGCAACAAUGGAGGAAUCAUUGACGAACAGCCCACACAAUGCACAGGAUGGGUUGUCUGGGCCAAAUGUACCAUCAGAUCCAGUAAUUCGACAACAAAAUGGUGAAAGGCCAUUCCAGUGCAACCAGUGUGGUGUGUCUUUCACCCAGAAGGGAAACCUGCUGCGACACAUAAAGCUGCACACAGGUGAAAAACCCUUCAAAUGCCCCUUCUGCAGCUAUGCUUGCAGACGUCGCGAUGCCCUCACUGGUCAUCUCCGCACUCAUGCUGUUGGAAAGCCACACAAGUGCAACUUCUGUGGACGGAGUUACAAGCAACGAACAUCCCUGGAGGAGCACAAAGAGCGGUGCCACAGUUACCUCAGCUUGGAUCCUGGUGCCAACACAGGCCCUUACCCAGGUGAAGUUGCAAAAGAGGUCAGGGCCAUGGCCGAGCAUGGCAGUAUGCCAGGCUUUGAUCGGCCGCCUGUAAUCGAAAGGCUGCCCACUAAUGUUGGCAAGAGGAAGAGCACUACACCUCAAAAAUUUGUGGAGGAAGAGAUUGAGCAAGCCAGAGCAAGCAAAGGGCUCAAAGGAGAAAAGAUUCGCUACAGCUAUCCUGAUAUAAGCUAUCAUGAGAUGCGCCUGAAGUAUGAAAAUCAUCCUGAAUUGAUACCACCCCACAUGAUGGACCAGGCUAUUAACAAUGCCAUGACAUAUUUGGGAACAGAUGGAAUACGUCCUAUGCUCCACCAUCCUGGUCCAUCUAUAUCUAUGGCUGAUGUUGUACCCAUUGUAAACCCCCUUUACCACCAUGUCCUGCCAGUGGGUCAGCAACCAGAACGUCCAGGGAACUGUGAAACACUUCCACCACAUCCAAAUCAAUCCCAUGAGUUUCCAAGCCAUUCCACUUCAAACGGCACCAGCUCAUUAAGUCGGCAGAACAAGCCACCUCAGCCAUCACAGGAGGAAUCAGCAAGCAACAGUGGCGUUGAUUCAGCCGACUCUGCUCGGAGCAGUCCUCAGGACAGGCAGGGCUACCUUAACCCCAAUGCACCUGCAAGCCACAGGUUACGAGCCAGUCCAGCUGUGGGCUCUGGAGAGCGAGUUAUAAAUGCAUCACCCAGUAGUGGGGCAGGUAUGGGAGCGGGUAUGACGCGAGUUGCCACAGAACGGCCAGUGGGCCACGAAGGAGUGCGAGUGUUUGCUCGGGAGGGCCACGAGCUGCGAGCUUUUCAGUGUGAGCACUGUCGGCUGCUGUUUCUGGAUCACGUGAUGUACACCAUCCACAUGGGCUGCCACGGUUACAGGGAUCCCCUGGAGUGCAAUAUCUGUGGUCACCGAAGCAAAGACCGCUAUGAGUUUUCCUCGCAUAUAGUUCGAGGGGAGCACACUUUUCAUUAAAUGGGACUAAUCAGAAACAAGCUUAGGAAAGAUAUGAACGUCAACCUGCCAUCCAUCCUUUUCCUGUGAAAAGGCAUAAUUCAGUGGCGCUGUAGACAAGUGUAGCACAAUCAAAGACUUUCUUUUUAAGCUACUGGUUGUAAAUUGGAGCUUUUGAACAAUCACAUGAAGGUAUGGGCCAAAGACAUGAUUUUUACUUAUUUAUAUAACUUAGAAAGAAAAAAAAAACUUUCAAUUAUUUUUCUUUUUUUUACUAAUCAGUUGUUCAUCAGAGCAACUGCUAGAGGGCUUAAGAAGUUUUUCUCAUUUUACAGUCACGUGGAAAUGUCUUUCUUGGAGAUUUUGAGUUGAGUUAGCCUUCAAUGAAUAGCCAGUAUCACAAUGGCAAAGUCAGAUGCUAUGAGGGAUGAGUAAAAUGUAUAAAGAAAAGAACAAUAGAACAAACUCACUGGUGCAUUACUGGUUAUAUUAACGAGUUUAAGGUAAACCAUAUAUGAAAAGGUACAAAUGGUUCGAUUAUUUUUCAUAGAAAUUCAAACAGCUUGGAAAAGUGGUAAAGUACCAUUACCUCUGGAUUCAAUUUUACAAGUUUUACAAUCAAACAUUUUUUGGAGAUGAUUCUUCCAAAGUUAUACAAAAGAUUUUCGCUAAGCCUAUUGUUUUGAUUUAAAGUUCUCAUUUGGGUUAUACUGAUUUUUUAAAUUCUCUUUUUUUAUUUUGAAAUUCAAAAUAAUACAUUCAAAUGGAAGCACUAGUUUUAUGGUAAAAUG